Messenger RNA from Colletotrichum phormii, 1020 nucleotides. RefSeq names its product Alpha/beta hydrolase fold-1. Bases 84 to 833 code for a protein of 249 amino acids. The transcript is spliced from 2 exons. The record is from RefSeq and is a predicted model, not a curated record. Lineage: Eukaryota; Fungi; Ascomycota; Sordariomycetes; Glomerellales; Glomerellaceae.
ACUGCUUCUGUCAAGCGACGAAGACAGUUCACACCAACAUACCAUUCGACGCUAGGAAAACAUCAGACGUUCUCACGAUUAAAAUGACUGCUACCAAGCCCACCUUCAUCUUCGUGCCCGGCGCGUGGCACUGCGCGACCAAGUUCGAGCCAGUGACUUCGAAGCUCGAGGCUCUCGGGUAUCCCACCAAGUCUUUGCAGCUCCCGUGCUUCGGUGCGGAGCCUCCGCUGUCAGAUUUCCAGCCCGAUGUCGCGGCCAUUCGGCAAGAGAUUGAGAAGAGUGUAGAUGCUGGUGAGGAUGUCGUCCUCUUCAUGCACAGUUAUGGAGGUAUUGUGGGCUGCGAGGCUUGCCGCGGUCUUGGCAAGGCAGCUCGGGAGAAAGAAGGCAAGACUGGCGGCGUUGUAAGACUGGUAUUCUGUGCGGCCUUCAUGGUUCCAGAGGGAGUCUCACUAUUCGACAUGCUUCAAGAAAAUCCGCUUCCUUGGUUCAUCGUGUCCCACGAUAAGACAAAGGUCGACCCCGCUCGCCCAGAGGAGAUCUUCUACAACGACAUGGACGAAGCCGCCAUCAAGGAGGCGAUCGCAGGACUCAAGCACCACAGUUAUCAGACGUUCUACAGCAAGCUCACAUACCCUGCGUACAAGGACAUACCAGUAACCUACAUCAAAUGCGAGCUCGAUAACGCGAUUCCUCAUCAAGGCCAACAGCAGAUGAUUGAUACCUCUGGUGUGGAUGUGACCGUCGAGACUAUGCAGGCUAGUCACUCUCCAUUCUUGAGCAAGCCGGACGAGGUCAUUGCUGCUUGCAGGAGAUCGGCAGGCGAGAGCUUCUGAGGUGACACGGGUGGGGGGUUCAUCAAGUGUUGUAGACACGCCAUGCAAGUAAUUUGCAGGGUCCCGAACUUGGGCCGCAGUAUAUGGCAGGACGGAAGCUCGGCUCGUAUGUUUGAAGACCUAGAUCUAAUCAAUUUAAACAAGUAUUGUUACCUAUUGAUCUUCGUUCUCACGAGCGCUGUAUGGU